Molecule: messenger RNA, 165 nt
Organism: Ostertagia ostertagi
Lineage: Eukaryota; Metazoa; Nematoda; Chromadorea; Rhabditida; Trichostrongylidae
Source: the annotation of a GenBank genome assembly
AUGGUCGCAUUAUGUUUCAGAGACAUCAAAGCCAUGAAAGAAAUCUCUCAUUACGUCGGAAUCACUCUUCUGAUCUGCUAUGACAUCUGCAUCUUCUCCCACCUGGUUAUCGCUUUCAAUCGGAUGUUCGCCAUUUUCUUCCCGCUUUCUUACUCUGCUCAUUUC